AUGACCAACUUCAAUAUACAGAUCAUUUCCGACACUGUGUGCCCGUGGUGCUAUGUCGGCUACCGCCGUCUCUCGCGCGCAAUCGUCGCACACCAAAGCAACCAUCCAAGCGACACAUUCACCCUAACCUGGAAGGCAUUUUACCUCAACCCAGCCUCGCCACAAUUCCCAGGCGUCAACAAACAAGAGAUGUACAGUUUGAAAUUCGGACCCGAGCGCUCAGCCGCCAUGUUCAAACGGCUGUCAGCCGUCGGGGAAGGCGAGGGGAUCAGUUUCAAGUUUGGUGGGAAUACAGGGUCGACUCGAGACUCACACCGACUUCUUUGGGAAAGACUGGAGCGCAGAUUGGGGGGGAUCCAGACGCGGGUGGCAGAGAAGUUGUUCAAGGCGUACUUUGAGGAUGAGAAGAAUAUCACGGAUGUGAGGGUCUUGGAAGAGGCGGGAGUCGAGGCUGGCUUGGCGAGAGAGGCUGUCAAGGGUUUGCUUGACUCGGAGGAUGGAGGGGCGGAGGUUGAUGGGGAGGCGAAGAUGGCGUCGAGGAGAUUGGUCAGUGGGGUUCCUUAUUUCGAGGUGCAGGGCAAGUAUUGCGUGGAGGGAGCUGAUGAGCCGGAGACAUUCUUGGAGAUCUUUGAGAUGAUUAAGGAGGACGAGUGA
Penicillium maclennaniae is the source of this 654-nucleotide messenger RNA. Its product is annotated as DsbA family oxidoreductase. The transcript is spliced from 3 exons. The record is from RefSeq and is a predicted model, not a curated record. NCBI's taxonomy places the organism in Eukaryota, Fungi, Ascomycota, Eurotiomycetes, Eurotiales, Aspergillaceae. The coding region runs from base 1 to 654 and encodes 217 amino acids. Gene Ontology annotation, molecular function: oxidoreductase activity.